UUAGAGGGGAAAAACAAGAAAAAAAAAAUCUGAACCAAUGGACUGCAGACACAGUACAGGGGAUGACCAGAGACUGUGGACACAGUACAGGAGAUGACUAGAGACUGCGGACAGUGUCCGCAGUCUCUGGUCAUCUCCUGUACUGUGUCCGCAGUCUCUGGUAAUCUCCUGUACUGUGUCCGCAGUCUCUGGUCAUCUCCUGCACUGUGUCCGCAGUCUCUGGUCAUCUCCUGCACUGUGUCCGCAGUCUCUGGUCAUCCCCUGCACUGUGUCCGCAGUCUCUGGUCAUCCCUGCACUGUGUCCGCAGUCUCUGGUCAUCUCCUGUACUGUGUCUGCAGUCUCUGUGCAGGGGAUGACCGGAGACUGCGGACGCAGUGCAGGGGAUGACCGGAGACUGCGGACGCAGUGCAGGGGAUGACCGGAGACUGCGGACGCAGUGCAGGGCAUGACCGGAGACUGCGGACGCAGUGCAGGGGAUGACCGGAGACUGCGGACGCAGUGCAGGGGAUGACCGGAGACUGCGGAC
This is a messenger RNA of Staurois parvus, 527 nucleotides long. The record is from the annotation of a GenBank genome assembly. Lineage: Eukaryota; Metazoa; Chordata; Amphibia; Anura; Ranidae.